AUGGAGGUGGUAAAUGGGGCAGCAGCCCCUUCGGUGCAGAAUGGCACCGGAGAGGGUCAGGAGUCGUUCAAGCUCAAAUUUUGCACCGUCUGUGCCAGCAACCAGAACCGGUCGAUGGAGGCACAUCUCCGGCUGUCACAGGCCAACUUUCCCGUCAUCUCCUUUGGUACUGGUUCCCUGGUCCGUCUACCAGGCCCCACCAUCACCCAGCCCAACGUCUACCAAUUCAACAAGACUUCGUAUGAUAGCAUGUACAAGGAGCUCGAGGCCAAGGAUUCACGGCUUUACAAGAACAAUGGCAUUCUCAAUAUGCUCGACCGGAACAGAGAGGUCAAGUGGGGUCCCGAGCGAUGGCAGGAUUGGGCCGUUGGCGUGCCGCGCUUGCAGCACGCGAAAGAUCGCGGCCACGUCGGCACUGAGGGAGGCCUUGUGGACGUAGUGUUCACUUGCGAGGAGCGUUGUUGGGAUGCCGUCAUCGAUGAUCUUCUCAACAGAGGUUCGCCGCUCAACCGCCCGGUGCACGUGAUCAACGUCGAUAUCAAGGACAACCACGAAGAGGCCCACAUUGGGGGGCAGGGCAUCCUCGACCUUGCAACCUCGCUCAACAAGGCCGCAGCAGAGGAGCGCGAAGCGAUCGGUGCCGCCGCGUUUGACAGCGGUAGUGCUGCCAGCCGGGCCAGCUUUGACGAGAGAGUGCCCGAGAUCCUUGGCGCCUGGCAGGAGCGGUGGCCCAAUCUUCCAUCAACUUGGACCCUUGCGUGGUUUUAG
Molecule: messenger RNA, 768 nt
Organism: Purpureocillium lilacinum
Lineage: Eukaryota; Fungi; Ascomycota; Sordariomycetes; Hypocreales; Ophiocordycipitaceae
Product: RNA polymerase II subunit A C-terminal domain phosphatase
Biological process (GO): termination of RNA polymerase II transcription
Cellular component (GO): nucleus; mRNA cleavage and polyadenylation specificity factor complex
Molecular function (GO): RNA polymerase II CTD heptapeptide repeat phosphatase activity
Source: RefSeq, a predicted model, not a curated record